AGUAAAGCACGGUUUGCCAAAAUAGCUAGCGAACCGCGGCUUACAAGAAAUUCUCUCUCCUCUCUCUUUUCUCUUCCUUCCUCUUUCUCUCUCUACACUCAAAUUAACUUCCUCUCUCAUACUCAAAAACCUAAAAAUGGCGGCUUCUUCUGCUACUAGAAAAUCAAGCGGACCAGUCCUUAGAUCUUCCUCACCUUCUGGAAGAUUCUACGGAGGUUCCAGAACUUCAUCUGCUUCAGCUUUCGCUUCGUCAACCUCAAGCAAUUUCACUUCUCGUACCUUCAUUCAACGAUCAGCUUCACCAACGCGCAUCAAUGUCUACUCCACCGGUUCAUCUCGUUCUGCAGCGGUCCGGUUCAAUUCAGGUUCAAUUUCACCGAACCGGUCGAUUUCGGCUCAACCGGUUCGCCGUCAACCGACGACUACAGGUCAGAAGAGGACGUGUAUGUGCUCGCCGACGAAUCAUCCUGGUUCGUUUCGGUGUAGUUUACACAAGAAUUCAGCGAACCGGACCGUUUCGGCUCAGCCGUAUCAAUCGAACCGGCUAUUCGCUCGCCGGUCUGCGAUGACGAACUCGCUUGUGAGAAUUGGAACGGUUGAAGGUGAUUUAGUGAAACGAGCUUUGGCUGCUUUGAUUCGUCCUUCGUCACAUCAACAAAAGAGAAGAGGUGAUUUUCAACCGAGAAAAAGCCGGCUCUCGAAUAUGUCUGCAGCGUAAAAUUUGCAGUGAGUUUAAAAAAGUUUUUUCUUCUUCAAAUUUGGCGGAAUUUCUCAAUUCCCGGCGAAGGAAUGGAGGAGAGAGAAAAUCGCUGACGGAUGAAUUUUUGUGAUUCCGGCGAUCGAAGAUUCCAGAAGAAAAAUUCAACAAGGAUAUGGACAAGAAUGAUGAGAUAUAAUGUGUAUAUAGUAUAGUAUGACAGUAUAAUAUGAUCAAAUUAAGCGAAAUUUUUCGAGAUUUUUGGACAGUAAGAAAGGAGCUUAAUCUAA
This is a messenger RNA of Beta vulgaris subsp. vulgaris (sugar beet), 987 nucleotides long. RefSeq lists its product as hypothetical. The transcript has a single exon. The record is from RefSeq and is a predicted model, not a curated record. NCBI's taxonomy places the organism in Eukaryota, Viridiplantae, Streptophyta, Magnoliopsida, Caryophyllales, Amaranthaceae. Bases 137 to 718 code for a protein of 193 amino acids.